GUUCAAUAUCCACACAAAUGAAAAAGGCACCAGAAAGCUAUUUAAGGAAAACCUCCAAUAGUCAAUUAUAUAAGACUUUUUUUUGCAUUUCUUCCUCUUUUCUUCUUGUCAACUACCUGUUCGUUAAUUUGUGAAAGAGAGAGAGAGAGAGAGAAAGGGCGCUUGAGAGGGUGGGGGAAGAUUCUUAAAGAGUUUCUGAUGAAGAAUAUGUUGAACUGAUCCUCCUCACCAAGUUCAGUUCUUCAUCAGAAACCCCCCCUAUUAUCUUCCAUCUUUCACUUCCACCCCCUCCUGGGCCUCCUCAUCUCCUUCCGUCCUUAUCUUUCAUUUCUUUUGGGUGGUGGGGUUUCACCUAAUUUUCGGUACAAUCUCCACAACAACAACAAUCCAGAUCUGUUUGUUGCAUUAUUUUCUUUUCUUUGUUCCAAAAGAGAAUCUGAGGAUUUUGGAGAUAUGGGUCUCUGCAUCUAGACUUAUCUUAACAUUUAACUUUUCUUAUCCCUGAAGGCCAUCUGAGGACCCCAUCUCCAUUAGCUUCUCUCCUCCUUCCUCCUUCCUCCUUCCUCCUAUCCUUGAACGCCAUCUGUUUUAGCUGUCUGUACGGCUGGGGUCCUUACCAUUUUCUUUCUUUUCCACUGAGCAAACCAUUUGCAAUAUUUGGCUUCCUUUCCUUUUCCUUGUUGCAGUGCCAUCGUUUUUUUCAUUCAUUCGUUGCAUGUCAUACACGAAAAAUCUCUUGUUGGAUUGGAUUGGCUUAAGGCGAGUUAUACGUUAGUUGGUUUGUUGUUUUCGGAGGCCCACCGUUGGGUUUUGGUGGGCUUCGUGGGAACCAGUUAAAAACCAUCUAUUCAAGAUCACCAUUUAUGCCGACCUUGAAUUUGAGGCCGCUUAUAAAUUUGUGAUGCUACUUUACUUGUUCAUAACUUGCCUCUCCCUUGUCUUUUUCUGGAAAGACUUGUCCUUCUUUACCCUCUCCAACUUCGCGAAGCAAGGCAUUUCGAUUCCCUUCCGCCCUCGAAUUCCUUCCAGAAUGUCCCUCGUGAGGAAAACUCUAUCCCUUUCUUCUUCCAAAGUUGAGAAUGUUGACGACUCACUGGAGACGUCUGUGUUGGACUUGCCGGAAUUGGUGUUGGAAUGCAUUCUCGAGAAGCUUCCUCCCGACGCGCUUUUUCGAAUGGCGGGUGUUUGUUCUUCUUUGAGGGAGAGAUGCAGGAGCGAUCACCUUUGGGAGAAGCACAUGAAGCAGAAAUGGGGCAGAGUGAUUGGCCCUGCUGCUUACAGGGAGUGGCGGUGGCAUAUUGCUUCCAAGACUGAUGUGAUUGACUUGAAGCAGGGAAAGCAGAAAGGCCUCAUGAGAAUUCUCUCUCUUGGUUGGCCUUUCUCAUGGAUCAGAUCCAAGGUUGAUGAUCUCGGAAGCAAGCAGAGGUCUUGUUUGCCAGCUGAUUCAAUCAUGUCUUGGUACCUUGCUCUUGAGACUGGCAGGUUCUGGUUCCCCGCGCAGGUCUAUAACCGCGAGAAUGGGCAUGUUGGUUUUAUGUUGUCAUGCUACGAUGCUGAGCUUAGCUAUGAUCCCCGCACUGACACCUUCCAAGCCAGGUAUCCGCCGCAUGGAAGGAGAGCAGUUGCGAUUGAGGACGCUGUGCCAUGGGAAAGGCUUAGAGCGCCGCCUGUUGACACUCCGGCUCAUGAUCUUCACGUCUCCGACUGUUUGAAUGAGUUGCGGCCCGGUGACCAUAUAGAGAUUCAGUGGAGAAGAAACAAAGAGUUUCCUUAUGGUUGGUGGUAUGGUGUAGUAGGUCACCUGGAAUCGUGUGAUGGAAAUGAAAAUUACUGCCUUUGUCAUAAUAGUGACACGGUGGCUCUGGAGUUCAACCAGUACACACAUGGUUCACGGUGGAGAUGCACAAACAUCAGCAGAAGAGAUCAUCGAGAGGAGGGAAAUGAGGCAGAUGGGUUUUAUGGGGGAAUCAGGAAGCUCAGAACCAAACAAGAAAUUUCCAUGUGGAAGCUUCUUUGGCCUACGCAAGUUUUGGAAUAAUAUAAUAUUAUUAUAUGCAAAUUUGGUUUUGCAUUAGCGUUAAAAGAUUGUUAUUGGCACUCUAAAAUUCGCAUUAGCUACCUCAAACUUUCUAUAUUUAAAAAGAAAUUAUGCAAAAUGUAAAAUGAGAUUUUUUGAGUGCUAAUAACUAUUUCUUACCUUUAAUUCCAAUUAUAUAAUCCACUUGCAUCACAUUUUAUUUACCUUUAUUUUUAUUUUUAUUUUUUUUUGUGGGAUUCUGAUCGCUGUACACGGCAGAAUUCAUGCAAUUAAUGUAAGAUAACUUAUCCCACGAUUUGUAAAAGUUUAGUUGAUAAAUCUUCAAUUGGAAGUCGUAGAAAUUGGUAAUGCAA
Malus domestica (apple) is the source of this 2391-nucleotide messenger RNA. RefSeq names its product F-box protein At2g26850-like. Gene Ontology annotation, molecular function: protein binding. The record is from RefSeq and is a predicted model, not a curated record. NCBI's taxonomy places the organism in Eukaryota, Viridiplantae, Streptophyta, Magnoliopsida, Rosales, Rosaceae.